UAUGUGUCUGGACGGAAGCCUGGUUACGGGUUAGCUGGGCAGUUCGCAAUUCUGACGUUCGUAUUUCUCGAGGUUUUUUUUGCGCGUUGAUUGAGUGAUUGCACAUCUCCGACCGGAAAUGGAGGACCUUGCAUGAGGCGAUUACGAAUUAGAGCGAUAACACGGGGCAUUAAGGCUGCAAGUCUCGGUGUAGAGAAGUUGAAGGGCAGUGACGAGUGGUCGAGAAGCUUGCAGGUACAUGCAUUCCUGGGGGCGAGGCACUUCCAUAGUCAACGACCUACAGGCAUCGUACGCUGGCCUGCUGGUCAGUAUGGAGAAGUCCAGAGAGAACGCAACGAAAAUCUGGUAAUCGUUGCCCGAAUCUCAACAUCCAGCGGGAACUUGGCACUUGGAAUACGGUCUUGUCUUCGUGCUUGUCACCGGGAACGCUUGGUUGUUUUCUGUCGUAACCCGGGAAUUCUAACUAGUGAGCAGAAAAGACCGUUUGCUAACCCGGGAGCUAACGGUGGUAGAUCUGGGGUUUUGGUUGAUCUGGGGGGGAUCACUAACUACAGCCCUUGCGCGUAUGUACUUACCCGUGGGCUCCACAUUUCUCCACCAUUUCUGCUGUCUCUCUGUAUGUACCUCUGUGGGGCGGACUACAUAGUUCGUAGUGACAGAGCAGAGCUAGACAAAUUGAAUUGGGUGGUGGGGUUUCUUUCCUUUUCUUUUCCUUUUACCUAUUAGGUAAGGGGACGUUGCUCUCCGGUCUCAAGAAAGCCAUGAACGAGAGGUUUGAAUUUGUUCAUGACUGGGAGAUCAGGUCUAGAUAACGAUUCCCUACAAUCUGCAUGAUGUUCAGAAUGGCAAACAUAGACAAAUGAGAUGGAUCAACAGCAAUCACGCCAAUUCGAUCUACAGAUCCUCCCCUUCACCCCCUCUUCAAGACAGACAGAAUAAUGACGAGGCUCUUCCCCAGGAGGGCCCUCAGUGGUGUCAGGACUGGACAUCAACUCACUUCUCAAGCUUCUUAGCAUCAUCCUUCAUCCCCUGCUGAACCCACCUCCUGCUCUCCUCCG
Messenger RNA from Aaosphaeria arxii CBS 175.79, 1058 nucleotides. RefSeq lists its product as uncharacterized. The transcript has a single exon. The record is from RefSeq and is a predicted model, not a curated record. The coding region runs from base 133 to 726 and encodes 197 amino acids. NCBI's taxonomy places the organism in Eukaryota, Fungi, Ascomycota, Dothideomycetes, Pleosporales.